Photinus pyralis (common eastern firefly) is the source of this 1392-nucleotide messenger RNA. RefSeq lists its product as uncharacterized. The record is from RefSeq and is a predicted model, not a curated record. The transcript has 2 exons. Lineage: Eukaryota; Metazoa; Arthropoda; Insecta; Coleoptera; Lampyridae. Bases 241 to 1392 code for a protein of 383 amino acids.
GUAUUACCCAAAAGACUAAUCUAAUCCUGAAGCGUUGCAUUAGUAAUCCAUUAGCCACAGAAUAUAAUUUUUGUGGCAAGAGAGCAGGAAAACGCCCUUUUUUUGAAUUGAACUUGAAAAAUGCUAUUGUUGCUACAGUGAGACGAUCUACAGAUUGUACCGAGAGGGAAAUUGAAGAUAUAAUUAAGUGCUGGUUAAAACACGCUCCGCAGCGCCAAAAGUUACAAAAUUUAAAAAAUAAUGCCUAAGCAUUCUGUUUCGAAGAGGCAAAUGUAUCGCAGAGUGGCAACAGCUGUCCAACACACAUUAUUAGAUCCUUCAUCUAGUUCAAGAGAAGCAAAAGGUAAAACUGUUCAGCAUAAAAAAUCAGAUCUCUCUGAAAGCUGCUCUGGUUUGGUAAGCAGUCAAUAUGAUGAUUUGGAUAAUUUCAAUUUAGUAACACCCUGUGAGUUUUUCAAUAGUUUUCCAAGCUGUUCUUUUGAAAUUAAUUAUGGUUCCAAUAAUAACUCUGGCGAAAAUUCUGAUUCUGAUUCAAUCUCUGAUUCCGAAAAUGUAAAUUCUGAUUCUGAAGGUAAGAGCCAUGUAUUUAAUGACAAUGUUAAUAUAGAAAAAUCCUCGGAAAAAUCAGAAACUCCCAAACAUAAUGCACUUGCCAAUAGUUUAAGAGAAUGGGGAUUAAAAUUUAAAGUUUCACAUUCGGCAUUCACAGAUCUAUUGCAUAUAUUACAUGAUUCCCAUCCCUACUUACCACUUGAUUGUAGAACUUUGUUAAAUACACCAUCAAGUUACGCUACAAAACAACUGGAUAGUGGAGAAAUGGUUUAUCUGGGUAUAUCUCCUAAUUUACAAAGAAUUCUGUCUCCUCUUAUUUCUACAUCACCAAACUUGAUUAAUAUUAAAUUAGCGUUCAAUGUUGACGGCCUGCCACUAUUUAAAAGUUCCAAUGUAAAUAUUUGGCCAAUAUUAUGUCAGAUUAAAUCUAUUACCGUAGAACCCUUUGUUGUUGCCAUAUUUAGUGGCUCUGGGAAGCCUGUGCCAUUAAGUACAUAUCUGGAAGACUUUGUUGAAGAGUUGAAGGUUUUAAUACAUAAUGGUAUAGAGAUAAAUGGAAUUACAAUAUCAAUUUCAAUUUAUGCUUUUGUAUGUGAUGCUCCAGCACGAUCUUAUUUAAAAGGAAUUAAAUCUCACAGUGGUUAUUCAUCAUGCGAGAGAUGUAUUGAAACUGGAGAUUAUUUGAAUGGGAGAGUAAUAUUUAAAAAAGUUCAUAGUACAAAGAGAACAGACCAUACAUUUACUUUACAGUCAGAUGAAUCUCACCACUUAUAUGACUCUCCACUGGUACAAGUGCCUAGUUUAGGACUGGUGUCGCAUUUUGUUGUAUUACAUGCAUAA